Molecule: messenger RNA, 527 nt
Organism: Cheilinus undulatus (humphead wrasse)
Lineage: Eukaryota; Metazoa; Chordata; Actinopteri; Labriformes; Labridae
Gene: romo1
Product: reactive oxygen species modulator 1
Exons: 3
Coding region: 133-372 (79 amino acids)
Biological process (GO): protein import into mitochondrial matrix; protein insertion into mitochondrial inner membrane
Cellular component (GO): TIM23 mitochondrial import inner membrane translocase complex
Source: RefSeq, a predicted model, not a curated record
GUCUGUCCCUCCUUCCUCUAUCCGGUUAUGGAGGUCUGCCCAAAAGACAUUUAAACGCUGCUGAACUCUAAAAUACGAUCAAAUUCCAGUUAGAAACCAUAAGACCAAAUACAUUUGAACACACAGCUCAAGAUGCCCGUGGCCGUAGGUCCGUAUGGUCAGACCCAGCCCAGCUGUUUUGACCGGGUCAAAAUGGGCUUCAUGAUGGGGUUUGCAGUAGGCAUGGCUGCAGGUGCCAUGUUUGGCACUUUCUCUUGUCUAAGGAUCGGCAUGCGUGGCAGGGAGCUGAUGGGAGGAGUGGGGAAGACCAUGAUGCAGAGCGGGGGGACGUUUGGCACAUUCAUGGCCAUCGGUAUGGGAAUCCGCUGCUGAGGAAGAUGAGGAACGGCCUUCUCUUCCUUCACACACCUGUACAGCUAUGGGACUCUUCCUGUUAUUACAACCACGGCUCUCUGUCUGCUCGAUGCUGUCGCAACCUCAACCCUCAGUCUAGUUUUGUCAAUAAAAGUUCAGUUUGUCAAAGGCUU